GUGUUUGCUGAGACAACGUCUGCGUGCAGCACGCUGAGCAGAAGGCACCGCCUCAGUGAGGCCACAAAUCACGUGACCACCGAGGCCUGGCCCGAGCCUGAUGAGCCCAACAAAACACGAGCGGAUGCAGUCAUAACAGCAGACAGAGAGGUCAUUCCCAGAGGUUUCAUUCUGCUGCACAAAUCACGUCAAAAUGAACAGCAGUACUCUUCAGGUCAAUGUGGAACACUGGAUUGCAGAAAAUCAGAAUGCAUUCCUGCCCCCAGUGUGCAACAAACUCAUGCACUUCUCCCAGCUGCUUGUCAUGUUUGUCGGAGGCCCUAACACCAGGAAGGAUUAUCACAUAGAGGAAGGGGAGGAGUUAUUCUACCAGUUGAAGGGGGACAUGUGUCUGAAGGUGAUUGAAAAUGGUAAACACAAGGAUGUACACAUCAAAGAGGGAGAGAUGUUUCUGCUGCCAGCUCGGAUCCCUCACUCCCCCCAGAGACAGGCUAACACCGUGGGCUUGGUGAUGGAAAGGAGAAGACUGCUCACUGAAACCGACUGCCUGAGGUACUAUGUAGACAACACCACUAACAUCCUAUUUGAAAAAUGGUUCUACUGUCAGGAUCUAGGAACCCAGCUGGUGCCAAUAAUCAAGGAGUUCAUGGCAUCCAAGCAGUGCAAAACGGGGAAACCUGAUCCAAAUGAAGUCUUCAGGGAACCUCCGUUCCAGCUGAACAUCAUGAAUGUGAUGACGCCCUUCUCCUUCAAAGACUGGCUGGAAAAACAGAGGCCAUCUUUGGGGAAUGGCAGGCCCAUCGACAUGUUCGGAGCUCAGUUUGAGACUGAGGCGAUGGUGUUCGGACCUGGACUCACAGAGAUGACAACACCCCAAACUGAUGUGUGGGUUUGGCAGUUGGAGGGAUCUUCUACAGUGACUAUGAAUGAGCAGGAGUUCAGUCUCUCUGCAGGAGACAGUUUGCUCAUUCCCGAGCAGAGCCAAUACCAGUGGCAGAGAGCUGAGGGGACUGUCGCCUUGGUUGUGAUCCAAAACCCAGAGAGGAAGAGACCUUAAGCAUCAACCGUCAAAUCACACCUGCAUUGAAACAUAUGCUGGGAGAGGAGCUCGAAUUAUUUAAAUGAGCUCGAAAAACUGAAAGUAUUUUAUGUAUAAAACAAAUACAGUAAGUAGCAUAGACCAUGUAGUAAGGGUAGACAGUAGACAGUAGUAAUGAACAAUGAUGAUGCUAUAUUCUUGCAUUCAUCAAUCACUACAUGUAAUUUUAUGUGAGAGUGAAAUGCAUAUAUAAAAACAUGCAGUCUGAGCAUUUGCCCUUUCCUUGUAAGCUGGCUGUCACUCAUAAACUGCAUUUCUAGUGUCUGUAAUGACUUAAAAACACAAGUUUCAACAGGUAUCAGAAACACAACGUUGUUGUCAGAUGAACUUUUCCAACGAACUGCUUCAUAGCCACCUACACAUUUUGUGUAGUUGCUUACAAAACUGACAUGUAGAACCUGUUGCUGUUUCAUAAA
Messenger RNA from Oreochromis niloticus (Nile tilapia), 1515 nucleotides. RefSeq names its product 3-hydroxyanthranilate 3,4-dioxygenase (gene haao). The record is from RefSeq and is a predicted model, not a curated record. Gene Ontology annotation, cellular component: cytoplasm. Gene Ontology annotation, biological process: 'de novo' NAD+ biosynthetic process from L-tryptophan; quinolinate metabolic process. Lineage: Eukaryota; Metazoa; Chordata; Actinopteri; Cichliformes; Cichlidae. Bases 194 to 1057 code for a protein of 287 amino acids. The transcript has 11 exons. Gene Ontology annotation, molecular function: iron ion binding; 3-hydroxyanthranilate 3,4-dioxygenase activity.